This is a messenger RNA of Misgurnus anguillicaudatus (oriental weatherfish), 3204 nucleotides long. The record is from RefSeq and is a predicted model, not a curated record. Lineage: Eukaryota; Metazoa; Chordata; Actinopteri; Cypriniformes; Cobitidae.
GAUACAAUGGCAACGACCAGGACAGUGACACAGACGCAGAGAAGGUUCAUACAGACCACCUUGACCGGGGAGGCACCGGAAGUGAAAUGCAGUUGCGGAAGGAUCUGCAAAGGCGUAAGAGGGCUCAAAAUACACCAGAGCAAGUCCACAUGUGGAAAAGGACGGAUGCAUGCACACCGCUCAGAAGAACUGUCUGGUGAGACGGAGGAGAACCCUAGGCAGGAAGCACACCAUAGUCCUAGGGAUCUCUCAGUGCUGGAAAUCCCCCAAGACCAUACAAUGAGAACUUCCUACUCCAACACAGGAAGCCCACCCUAUCCAACGAACGAAAGAAUUAAGUGGCCCAAAAUGAGUGACAGAGAGGAGUGGUCAAGGUUAGAUGAAGAUCUGGACAAAGUGCUUGGAGCGGUUCAAGCAGGAUCAGUGGAAAGGAAGGUGGAUCUACUGACAGCUAUCACAUACAAUGUGGCAAAGGAACGGUUUGGAGUAGUGCCCAGGAGACAGAAUAAAGCAAGACCAGAAAAGCAGGAUAACAGAAGACAGAGAAAGAUCAAACAACUUAGGAAGGAGAUCAAAACCCUGAGGAAGCAGUUCAAACUGGCAAGCACAGGAGAAAAGGAAGGAAUAAAAGAGCUGACAGCCAGCCUCCGUGAGCAGCUAAUUAGAACAAGAAGAGCUGAGAGAAUCAAGCAGAGGCGGAAGAAGCAGGAAGCUGCACGAGCCCAGUUUAUAAAGGACCCGUACCGCUUCACAAAAUCACUUCUGGGGGAGGUGAGGUCCGGGACUCUAAUGAGUACCAAAGAGGAGACAGAGCAGGCGGUUGAGGAGGGAUUCAGUGACCCUACAAGAGAUGAGGCCCUGGAAGAAAAUCUCAGGCUUCUUAAUAUCGACCCACCUACCACAACCCUCAGUACAGAGUGUCCAUCAUGGAGAGAGGUUCAAGAGGUAGUAAAGAAGGCAAGAUCAUCUUCGGCCCCAGGUCCAAGCGGUAUACCGUACAAAGUAUACAAAAGAUGCACUAAGCUCCUCCGAAGGCUGUGGAAGCUUAUGCGGGUAAUUUGGUCCAAGGGAACCAUCCCAACAAGCUGGAGAAGGGCGGAAGGGUGCUUUGUGCCCAAAGAACAGGGAGCCACACAGAUCAGCCAGUUUCGAACUAUAUCCCUACUUAGUGUGGAGGGAAAGAUUUUCUUUGCAGUGCUUGCAAAGAGAAUGGGUGCUUACAUGACCCAGAAUGGAUAUAUUAACACCUCUAUCCAGAAGGGCGGUGUGGAAGGAUUCUCAGGGUGCUUGGAGCAUACAGGAGUGCUCAGCCAACUCAUCCAAGAAGCAAAGGAGAAGAAGGGCAGCCUAACAGUUGUCUGGCUUGACUUCGCAAAUGCAUAUGGGUCUAUUCCCCAUAAUUUAAUUCAAGUCGCUUUGGACUACUACCACAUCCCUCAUAACAUCAAGGGCAUAAUCACCAAUUACCUGAGGGAUAUCAAGUUGCGAUUCCAGUCGGCCAGGUUUACAACAAAGUGGCAGCCAGUGGAGAAGGGAAUAGUGACAGGAUGCACAAUCUCUCCCAUCUUGUUCACCAUGGGAAUGAACCCGAUCAUCUCUGUAGCAAGUACAAAGGCAAGGGGACCAAAGACCGCAACUGGAUGUCAACAGCCAGCGAUCAGGGCAUUCAUGGAUGAUCUUACUGUAAUAACGCCAACUCACGUGCAGGCAAGAUGGGUCCUGGCAGAACUGGAUAGCAUGGCCACUUGGGCGAAGAUGGUUUUCAAGCCCAAGAAAUCAAGGAGCCUAGUGAUUCAGAAGGGUAAAACAACUGGAAAGUUUAAGCUCGUUGUUCAAGGGGAAGUGAUACCAAACAUCCAGGGCAACCCAAUUAGAUGCCUUGGAAAGUGGUAUGAUGAUUCCCUGUCAGACAAGAACAACAUCUCCAGCACUAGAGAACAAGUUGAAGAGUGGCUGAAGAAGAUCGACAAGUCUGACCUGCCUGGGAAAUACAAGUGCUGGAUCUACCAACAUGGCCUGCUCCCAAGACUCAUGUGGCUCCUCACUGUAUAUGAGGUGCUUCUACAAACAGUUGAAGAAAUGGAGAGGAAGUUCAACAAGCACCUUAGAAGAUGGUUGGGAAUACCCCCAAGCUUUACAUCGUUGGGGCUGUACAUGAGGUCGGGCCAGCUCCAGCUACCCCUGUCAUCAGUGGAGGAGGAGUUUAAAGUUGCCAAAUGUAGACUGUCCCUGACAUAUAGGGACUCUCAAGAUCAACUUACCAGGGAAGCAGGGAUUAGAACUAGAUCAGGCCGUAAGUGGGCCGCCGGCACAGCGAUUAACCAAGCAGAAUGUUCGCUCAUGACCAAAGAGAUUAUCGGGAACCCUUGUACUGGAAGGCAGGGUCUAGGAACAUCACAUUUCAAGAAGUGGUCAAAGUCCACCCCUAGGGAGAAGAGAGCUAUGAUCCAGGAGGAAGUUCGAACCCUUGAGGAAGAAACAAGAAGAGCAAAAUCCAUCGAGCUUGCAACUCAAGGUGCCUGGACGAGGUGGAACCUCCCCAAGAAGAAAAUCACAUGGAGUGAACUGUGGCCAGGGUGUAAGACCGCAUUGACACAGGGGAGAUACAGAUGGCGCCACGACAAGGUGUUGGCAGUGCUUGCAGACAUCCUGGAGCAAGAAAGGAGGAAGAAACAACCUGCCAAAGUAAGACCAUCACUGAGCACCAUUGCCUUUGUGAAAGAAGGCCAAAGACCUGUUGUCCACAGCCAAGCCAAGCAGAACCUUCUGCAGUUAGCCAAGGGAUGGGAAAUGGAGGUUGACCUAGGGAGGAAACUCCACUUCCCCGAGGCGGUACUGGUUACAACUCUAAGGCCCGAUAUCAUCAUGUGGUCUCCAGAGGGAAGGAAGAUCAUCCUGGUGGAGUUGACGGUGCCGUGGGAGGAGGGCUGCGAAGAAGCUGCAGAGAGGAAAAGAGCCAAAUACCAGCAACUUGUUGCAGGCUGCCAGGACAAAGGGUGGACAUGUUGGCUGAUGACGGUGGAAGUCGGAUGUCAUGGAUUCCCAGCUCAAUCUGUGUGGAAUCUAUUGACAAAGGUUGGACUGAGGGGCCACUUAAGGAAAGCAGCCGUUCGUAAGCUGGGGGAAGCGGCAGAGAGAGCCUCCUGUUGGCUCUGGCAUAAGAGAGAGGACACAAGCUGGAAACUUGGAAGAGAGGGGCAGUGA